AUGGCCGAGCCUGACCCUGAACCGAUUCCAGGUACGCCCGGGAUCCGGGAAAUAAGGUCCGAAAUGGGGACUGAGACUCUGAGGUUUUGCAACGAACAGAAUGGAAAUGGAGGUAACCAGGGGACAAGGAAGGUGGGUUUGAGAGCAGAGAUCGACACGUCGCCUCCGUUUGGGUCAGUUAAGGAGGCUGUGACCCGGUUUGGGGGAAGCGGGUCAUGGAUGCCUUAUUACUAUAGGAUUGGAGAAAGUUAUGGAGUUGAGGAUAUCGACAUAAAAAAGGUGGAGGAACAAGCGGCAGAGUUAGAGAAGCAUCUGAUCGUGAAAGAAUUGGAAACACUCGAUGUCCUCGAAGAACUUGGAACAACGAAAAGGGUCGUUGAAGAGUUAAAGCAGCAACUGCAAAAGGAAGCACUUAGAUGCAUGACAGUUCCUGAUGAACCGAUGUCAAGUCCUGCUAUCAAAGAAAUGAACAAGGAAAACUACAGCUUUCAUGUCAACAACCGCGAACAGAGGAUCGGAAGUUCGAGCCCUUGCCCUACAGCAUCUCCUGAUCUCAUCUUAAUGGAGUUGAGGCAAGCAAAAUUGAACCUUGGUAAAACCAUUAACGACCUUGGGGUGAUUCAAACUUCUGUUGAGUCUUUGAAUAAGAAAAUGAAGAUAGAGAAAACCUUACUCGAAAAGACCCGUGAGAGGCUAACAUCAAAAUUUGCAGGGGUGCUAUCUCUGGAAGAAGAGCUAAAGCAAGCAAGAGCAAAGCCACAUAUUGCUGAUGUUGUUGAAACUGAUUACAAGGCAGAGCAGUUAAAGAAAAUGGAUCAAGCUGAGAAAAUGGAAGUUUCAAAAGGAAUGCUAGCUGAAAAUAUCAAGACUAACAUAAGAACUGCCGAAUUGAGGUUGUUGGCGGCCAAAAAGAUGGAAGAAGCAGCAAGAGCAGCAGAAGCUGUUGCCCUAGCAGAAAUCAAGGCUCUGUCAUCUGAUGACAGCUCAUCAGGAUCAGGAUAUGCCUUGCCAGAACCAGAGAAUAUUCCCUUGUUUGAAGCACGAUCUCCUCUAACUCCAAAAAUUCAGAAGGCUGAGAUGCUUUCCUAUAAAAAAGUAGAAGCUUUGAAGCUCCCAAAGAAAGAGGGUAACUUCACUAAAAUGUCUAUUCUAAAAAAUCUAAGGGAAGCAACAGAAGAAGUUAAACUAAGCAAACAAGCCUUAGAAGAGGCUCUGAGAAAAGUCGAAAUGGCAAAUAGAAAGCAAUUUGCUGUUGAAGAGGCUUUCCGCGAAUGGAUGCCAGAGGAUGAUCAAGAGGGACAGGGUGAAUAUUAUCCCACCAGGCUUGGUAAUUUCCAUUUGCAUCAACCUGAUCAACGACAGGAUUCUCCAUUAAAUGAAGUUAACAACUCCAGUCUGGUUAAUGAUGGCCCAAAGCCUGUUUUGAGAACCACAGUUUCAAUGAGGGAUGUUCUGAGCAGGAAGCAAAUUAGACCGGAAGAAUAUGUUGCAGCAAGGCCAGCAGAAGGCCGCACAGAAAGGCAAAAGGUAGCUUUGAGUCAAAUGCUUCAUGACCUAAGGGAGGAUCUAACACUUCAUCCAAGAAGUGAAAAACAGGGAGGUGAACAAAAGCAGUUCUAUACUCAAAGGAGAAAGUUUGGUUUCAUUCAUAUAUCUUUGCCCAUGACGAAACCAAGCAAGAAAAAGGUGCAAGAUUUGAACAAUAUGAUGCGUUAA
This is a messenger RNA of Dovyalis caffra, 1716 nucleotides long. The record is from the annotation of a GenBank genome assembly. NCBI's taxonomy places the organism in Eukaryota, Viridiplantae, Streptophyta, Magnoliopsida, Malpighiales, Salicaceae.